Messenger RNA from Macrosiphum euphorbiae (potato aphid), 1374 nucleotides. Lineage: Eukaryota; Metazoa; Arthropoda; Insecta; Hemiptera; Aphididae. The record is from the annotation of a GenBank genome assembly.
AUGUUGAAACGUGACAUCAAAGAAAUGUACCAAAUCAAAAAACAAGAAUCCACGUGUGUAGACGCAUUACCAGUUGCAAAACCUCAUGAAAAAAUCAUAGUCUUAAAGAGAAAAAAAUAUCACGAAGCAAUAGAUAUUUUGGAUAUGAAAUUGAUAGACAUGAAGAAAAAAACAGAUCUAAUUAGACAUGAUAUCAAACAGAAAAGGAUCAAGUUGAACGACUUGUUCGGGAGAUGGAGUGACGUGCGGUCAAAGGUUGUUUCUACUGUAGACAAAGAUUCAAAUACAACUAAGACGCUGUCGGCGCUUGAAAAUCGAUCGCAUCAAAUCGAGAUGAGCCGAAUGGAAGCGUCACACGUGACACGCAAAUAUAGAUCCAUAAGAAAUCGACUUUUGGAAGACUCUGUGGUGUUCGAUUCCACGUUGAACAAAUUAGAAAAAACAAUAAAGACACAACAACGCGAAAUUCAACGACUAGAAAAAAUCAACGAAGAAGCCAUUAAAUCAAGGGACAAAACCAGGUUAGUGUUGCAGAAAAAAGAAACUAACGCAGCUAAUAUUGCGAAAUUUCGUAUGAAACAAGUAGAACAAAUCAGAGCGCAAGUAGAAGAAAGAAAAACGGAGCUAGAAAAAUUGGAACGAAAAAUAUUUCCACCGGGACAGAGAGCUACACACCAGGAUUCAAUUCCUAGUUCUUCGGAAGAACAACGGUUUGGAGAUAAUGGAUCAUCGGAUAGUCAAGAAAUUACUGACAUGCCAUAUUUCAAACUGAAACAAGUCACUGGUUCAAUUGACAGCGAAGACGUACGAAGAAAGUUUGUAUCUCAAAAAGAAACUAAAGAUAGAUUAACUACUUUAAAAACUAACACUGAGAAUCAAAAAAAGGACCUCCAGAUCAAAUGCCAACAGCUUAAUGAGGAAUUUGAACAAUGUCGAUUUUCCGAUGCUCAAGACAAAGAACAGAAUGAUGAAGAAACCGAAAAUCUUAAGUUUAAAAUAAUCGAAGAGACGGACAGACUCGAACGUUUACAAAAGGACAGGUCCGAACUGUCAAAUCAAAUUGACUCGACGCUUUUUAGACUGUACGACAUGUGCCUGGCAUUAAAAGAAGCAGACAGUGCACCAGUGCCAGACAAAUGUCCAAGUAUUGAUAAAGCUGACUGGUUAAUAUGCCUGUUACAAACCAAAUAUGAGAAUGUAAUAAGAAGUUAUGGAACUACAGAUAAGGAUCAACGUAAUGUGAAUGGGAGGAUUAAAAACAACGACGUAGCAGUACUGUGGUCAUUGGACGACAAUGUCGUGGAAUCGGUGAACAAGGACGAAGAAGAAAAACCUGGGGUUAAAGACGCCAAAGGAGCAACGCAGAAGAAUUGA